This is a messenger RNA of Staurois parvus, 344 nucleotides long. The record is from the annotation of a GenBank genome assembly. Lineage: Eukaryota; Metazoa; Chordata; Amphibia; Anura; Ranidae.
CUAAAACAUAAUACGGUGCAAACAAACCAAACCAAACCACCCACAGAUAACAGUAUAUACAAGCAAGCGUCGUCAGGCAGGCCGGGUCAAUAUCAAUUGGGCAGGUAGGUACAGGGGGAGCAAGCGGAGAAUGGUCGGGGUCACAGGCCAGGUUCAGCAGGUAGCAAGCAGCAUAGUACAGAGGGUCAGGCAGAGGGAUGGUCCGGGUCACAAGCCAGGGAUCAGAACAGGUAGCAAGCAGUGAUCAGAGCAGGAGAAGUCAGCAAAGGAACAGAAACAGGAUGCAGGACAGAUACAGGGCCCAGGACAAACACAACACCAAGGCAGAGUCUGCAAGUCUGGCC